Molecule: messenger RNA, 2851 nt
Organism: Orbicella faveolata
Lineage: Eukaryota; Metazoa; Cnidaria; Anthozoa; Scleractinia; Merulinidae
Source: RefSeq, a predicted model, not a curated record
UAUUUUGACCAUAAUGAAACAAAUUUGGACUCAAAUGAAUGGAUGUUUUCUGUAAAUGAACAACAAAAGGUGUAUUUAAGGAGUUUGUCCGUUAGGAGUUGUCACUUCGACGGCAUCUCCGCUUUUGGUCAGUUCAUUUUGGAAAUUUUGUUUUUGUAAAUUUCGUGCUAUGCCUGAUCCACCGCCGAAGACUGCAUCAUCCCGGCCUCAGUCGAUAGACGUUUCUAAUUCUGACACGAUCUCGCUGAUUUCUUCCCUCCUUGAUGCGAAGUUGCAGAAAACGUUUGAUGAUUUCAAGCGCUCUUUAGACGAACGCGAGGUUGAGACUCGGCGAGAAUUGAAGAAAUUGAAAACAGACUCUAAGGCAGCUAGUUCACUUCAGUUUAAAGGUAACAGAAUCCAGUUUGAGUUUAAUACACAGCUCCUUGACUGCCUUGAUCUGGCUAUCUCUAAUUUGUCCGAGGGAAACCUUCUGGCUGUUCAAGAACAUUUCAUAAAGGCCAAGUCUGACCUCGAGAAACGCAUUAAGUUGAUCCGCUUUGCUGACAAAAGUCCCGCUGGCUGGGCUGCAGUUGAGGAAUAUGAGUCCGACGAGCUUGCCGAAAAUUCUGAAGACGAGAAGAAACUUCGAGGGGCUGAGCGACGUGCGCUUACCAAUAUUAAACAGAAGUCUUCCAAACCUCGUGUUUCAAGGUUUUCAAGUCCUCCUAAAUCCCGAGAUUUUCAAGCUACACAAGGGUCUGGGUCUUCUACCUCUGCUACAUCUCUUCCAUUUUCUGCUCACUCUAAUUUUCGUCAGCCCUUUCGUGCCGCCCGACAAGUCAAGCCUUCCGACGUCUGCUUUAACUGCAUGCAAUCAGCGAGGACACUGGGCUAUUUCGCCAGCCUGCCAUCUUUUCUAUAAGAGAAUAGGUAGUUUCACCAACACUGGCGCCAGUUCAACGUGCACAAAGUCAACCACCGUCUGAUUUGGCAAAUGUUAUUGCAAGAUUAGGUCCAGAUAAGAACUCUAACUUCAGUCUACUUUGACUUGGAUCACAUUUCUCUUGAUUCUAGCUUUGCUGAAUAUUUUGAAGGCUCUAGUCAGGUUAUUGUUAAGGAUAGGCUUAAAGCUAAUAUUUCUUUUUGGCAAAGCGUUGGUGCCUCUAAGUUUAUUUUAGAUACUUUAAGUUUUGGUUAUAAGAUCCCCUUUUCACGGGAACCUACAAGUGUUUUUCUUACUAAUAAUCGCUCAGCUUUGGAUGAGAGUGAUUUUGUAAAAUCUGCUAUUCAAGAGUUACUUAGUGUUGGCUCUAUUGUUUCGUGUACUUGCCCGCCUGAAGUGGUCAAUCUAUUGUCUGUCUCUGUACCGUCAAGUGGUAAGAAGAGGCUCACAUUAGACCUCAAGCAUGUUAAUUUCUUUGUAAAUAGGUCCAAAAUUAAGUUUGAGGAUGCCCAGUCCAUGCUAAAUUUUUUCAUCGGCGAUUCUCCUUCUAAUUUGUGAGUUUAUUAUUUCGAUAUUAAGUCGGGGCAUCAUCAUGUUGAAAUUUACCCCUCACAUCAAAGAUUUCUCGGUUUUUCGUGGGUUUUCAAUGGUGUUCGAAAAUAUUUUAAGUUUGUCGUUCUGCCCUUUUGUCUUUCUACGGGCCCUUACAUUUUCUCCAAAGUUAUGCGUCCCCUCGUCAAGCAUUGGCGUGGUUAGGCCAUCCGCAUUGUAAUUUAUUUAGACGAUGAUUUAGGAGUAUGUGGUUCGAAGGCUACUUGUCUUCGACAAUCUUUGUUGGUGCAUUCUGAUUUGAUUAGCUCGGGGUUCGUUCCAAAUAGGAUAAAUGUAUGUGGAUCCCUAUUCAGUUGCUCUACAGGCUUGGUUUUCAUUAGGAUUUUGCUCGGGGUUUAUUGUCUAUUCCUGAAGAUAAGAUAUUAAUUUUGCUUGCGUCCAUUUGGGAGGUUUCUAGUUCUCGUAUAGUUACUGCAAGGAUGCUGGCUCAGGCUAUCGGGCGUAUCAUUUCUGUAUGUUUGUUUUUUGGCCAUAUUUGCAAGAUUAUGACGAAAGCACUGCAUCUGUCAUUGACAGCAGAGCAUAUUGAAGCGCCAGGGUUUUUCUUACUAUUGAAGCUAUUUCUAAGUUAAAUUAUUGAUGUUCCAAUGCUCGAGCACUUAGAUAAUUUAAUUCUAGACCUUUGGUCCAUCCAGUUAAUAUCCCUCACCACAUUGUAUAUUCCGACGCUAGUGAAGCUGCUUGCGCUUCUUGUAUUUAUGUCCAGGUCGCCGGAGGGGUUUCCUGUUGCCCACAAGAAUUUUUAUGAUCUUGAAAUGAAGCAAAGCCCCACUUGGAGGGAAUUGAUCAUGAAGUCUGCUGGUUUUGCAUUAAAAAGUUUUGCUCUCAUUUUGCAUAAUUCCUCUAUUAAGCUUAAUACUGAUAAUAAAGCCGUAGCGUUCAUUACAGAUUCUGGGAGCAAUAAGCCGCAUUUGAAUGCUAUUGCUAGGGAUAUCUUCUGUUUUACUUCUGCUCAUGGUACUAGGUUGUCAGUGGAAUGGAUUCCCCGUAGGCGUAAUCAGAAAGCUGAUUAUUACAGUAAGAUCGUUGAUUUUGACGACUGGUGUGUUUCCAACGAUUAUUUUCGUAAAAUUGAUUCUUAAUGGGGUCCUUUCACCGUAGAUUGUUUUGCAAGUUAUGCAAAUACCAAGUUGACUAGGUUCUAUUCGCGCUUUUACAGUCCGAACACUUUGGGUGUAGAUGCUCUUAGUCAUAGGUGGGAAGGUGAAAACUGUUGGCUGCUCCCUCCCGUUAGCCUUGUCACCCGAGUUAUUGAGCAUUUCAAAUUAUGCAAGUGCGUAGGCGCGCUUGUGGUCCCUUAUUGGUUAUCUGCCA